Molecule: messenger RNA, 1148 nt
Organism: Octopus sinensis (East Asian common octopus)
Lineage: Eukaryota; Metazoa; Mollusca; Cephalopoda; Octopoda; Octopodidae
Product: aspartate and glycine-rich protein-like
Exons: 1
Source: RefSeq, a predicted model, not a curated record
GGUGAUAAUGGUGGCGGUGAUGUCAGCGACGGCGUUAGUCAUCAUCAGCAACAUCUCCAUCAUCAUCAUCAUCAUCAACAUCAGCAUCAGCAUCUUCAGCACGGUCAUCAUCGCCGCCGUCAUCGUCGUUAUCGCAAUGACGACGACGACGAGGAAGACAGAGACAGUCGGGGCGAACGUGACGACGGUGGUGGUGGAGGCGGUGACGGCGGAGGAGGAGGCGGCGGCGGUGGUGGUGGUGGCGUCGGCGAUGGCACUGAUCGUCAGCGUCGUCGCCGUCAUCAUCAUCAUCAUCAUCACCAUCAUCCUCCUCCUUCUCAUCGUAGUGAGGGCGUUCAUCCUGAUUCUGUACCCAGUAUAAACGAUAAUGGCGCACACGAUGAUGCUGAUAACGAUGAUGAUGAUGAUGUUAAUAAUAUCGGUGGUGUUAGUGAUAGUAAUAUUGAUAAUGAUGAUAUUGGUGGCGUUGCUGGUGUUGAUAAUGUUGUUGAUGAUGAUGAUGAUGAUGAUGAUGAUGAUGAUAACGGUGGUGUUAACGACAUCAAUAUCGAUGUUGAUGGUGAUGAUAAUGGUGAUAAUGUUGGUGAUGGUGAUCGUGAUGAUAAUGGCUGUUCUUCAGGUGCUGGCGGCGAUGUUGUUGACCGUGGUAGUCGUGUUGUUGCUAAUGGUCGCGUUGAUGAUGAUAAUGACGAUGAUGAUGAUGAUGAUGAUGUUGAUGUCGAGGUUGAUAUUAACGUUGAUGAUGAUGAUGAUAAUAAUAAUAAUAAUAGUAAUAAUAGUAAUAAUUAUAUGGACGUGUACAAAAACGCUAACUGUAUAGAUAAUGACGAUUGUGAUGAUGAUGAUGACGAUGAUAAUGUUGACAAUGAUGAUAAUGUGAUGAUGACGAUGUUGGUGAUGAUGAUGUCGGCAGUAACGUUGGCGUUCGUGGUAUCUGUGAUAAUGGCGGUGUUGAUAAUGAUGACGACGAUGAUGAUGAUAAUAUGGAUGCUGUAACUAAUGAUGAUGAUGAUAAUAAUGGUGAUGGUGAUGAUGAUGUUGAUGAUGAUGACAUGCAUGUUGAUGUGGAGAGUCUGGAGUUCGAAACAGACGUCUCUUGCUUCGAUAGGAAUCGGCGUAUCGGUUGUUCUAUCGAUAGUGAAAAUAGC